AUGCUUCUUUGCCCUCAUCCGCUUCCUCCUCCCCUUCGACCUUACUGUAACCUUCCACUUCCUCCUCCAUACCUCUCCACCAGCAGUCUCCUGAAGCCCAGCAGACGGUUCGACGACUCAUUUGUCGAGUUGCGGCUACACCAAUCGUGCCGGUCGUGUCAUGAGUCGGCCCCGCGACGCAGAAAAGACCAAGACUCCGGACUCUGUGGCUGCUUACCCGACCUGUCCCAGUCAUCAACGUGUCUUGCGAUUGGUGUAUUCCGGACCUCCUGGAGAAGUCGCCAACCGUCGGACUUUAAUUCCGACGCAUGGCCAACGUUGAACCUCAGUUCCUCGCGGCAUUCAAGGCACCACCCAGACGCUGCUAUGCGAAUUGUUCAGCUGCCAAGUUCAUCUGUGGACCUAUUUAUUACUUGA
Messenger RNA from Protopolystoma xenopodis, 417 nucleotides. The record is from the annotation of a GenBank genome assembly. NCBI's taxonomy places the organism in Eukaryota, Metazoa, Platyhelminthes, Monogenea, Polystomatidea, Polystomatidae.